AUGGAAUCAUCCGCUGAACUUUUGUAUCUCGUCAAUUUGGCAGACAAGAACAAUAUUUUCUGGUUCUCGGAUCCGACGGAUCAAAUAAUUCAAAAUGCAGUGGAUCGCUCCAAGCGGGAAGUGCUGCGAGCAUACAAUGUACUUGAAAUCCGUCUCUCAGGGAAAUAUGGCGGCGGUGCACGGAAUUAUUUGGCUGGCCGAGACAAGGGAAAAUACAGUAUUGUUGAUAUCAACGCCUGGGCUUGGAUACGAAAUGCUGGGCGUAUUGGAUUCUCAGAGGAUGAAUUGGCUCGGUUAACUCAUUUACAAAAAUGGAUUGUUCGCAUUGCGAUGCGACCGGCUGUAGAGCGAGGCUUAGGGGAAUGGUAUGAUGAGCAUGUGCAUCCAGAAUUGUUACUCGAGACGUCGUGA
Molecule: messenger RNA, 411 nt
Organism: Penicillium waksmanii
Lineage: Eukaryota; Fungi; Ascomycota; Eurotiomycetes; Eurotiales; Aspergillaceae
Product: glutathione S-transferase
Exons: 2
Coding region: 1-411 (136 amino acids)
Source: RefSeq, a predicted model, not a curated record